GUUGGGUCGCGGAGGCAGUUGGAGGAGUGUGUGGGUUCUCCUGCCCGGCAGCCACGGAGCGCCCGCCGCUAGUCCGUCCCGGUCGCCGCGUCCCGCGUGGUGCAGGCUGCCCCGCUGAGCGGCGGCGGGAGCUGACGGACGCGCCUCCCGGCACGCCAGGCUCGACGCUUCCCUUCGCCCGCACUUCCUCCUGCCGCAGCGCCGUGCCGGCUGGGCGGGCGGGAUGGCGGCCCGGGGAAGCUGCCGGGCGCCGACGCGACGGCUGCUCGUGCUCCUGCUGCUUCCGCUGCUCUGGGCCCCAGUUGGGGUCCGCGCCGGCCCCGACGAAGACCUGAGCCACCGAAAUCAGGAGCCGCCGGCGCUCGCCCAGCAGCUGCAGCCGCAGCCCGCGGCAGUGCAGGGCCUCGAGCCGGCCCGGGCCGAGAAAGGACUUACACCAGCCGCCCCAGUUCAUACCAACAGAGAAGAUGCAGCUACCCAGACGAAUCUGGGAUUUAUCCAUGCAUUUGUCGCUGCCAUAUCAGUCAUCAUAGUGUCUGAACUCGGCGACAAGACAUUUUUCAUAGCAGCCAUCAUGGCGAUGCGCUAUAACCGGCUGACUGUGCUGGCUGGUGCCAUGCUUGCUUUGGCCUUGAUGACAUGCUUAUCGGUUUUGUUCGGCUAUGCCACAACAGUCAUCCCCAGGGUGUAUACCUACUAUGUUUCAACUGCACUCUUUGCCAUUUUUGGCAUUAGAAUGCUUCGGGAAGGUUUGAAGAUGAGCCCAGAUGAGGGUCAGGAGGAGCUGGAAGAAGUUCAGGCAGAGUUAAAGAAGAAGGAUGAAGAAUUCCAACGAACCAAACUCUUAAAUGGACCUGAUGUUGAAACUGGUACAAGUACAACAAUACCUCAGAAGAAGUGGUUGCAUUUUAUUUCACCCAUUUUUGUUCAAGCUCUCACUUUAACAUUCUUGGCAGAAUGGGGAGAUCGCUCUCAACUCACUACCAUUGUUCUGGCAGCUAGAGAGGAUCCCUAUGGUGUAGCAGUGGGUGGAACAGUGGGACACUGUUUAUGCACUGGAUUGGCAGUAAUUGGAGGAAGGAUGAUAGCACAAAAAAUAUCUGUUAGAACAGUGACAAUCAUAGGAGGCAUCGUUUUUCUGGCGUUUGCAUUUUCUGCACUAUUUAUAAGUCCAGACUCUGGUUUUUAAAAGGCUGUUCAUGUGUACUCAGCUUAAGAUAUGCAACUUUCUGUACAUAGUGUACAUUACAACUAAAAGUAAUGGAAAACACUGUAUUUUGUAGUAUUAAUUUGUAAGUUUGACCCAUUUAAUGAAGUAUUAUGUCCAAAAGAGAUAAUCAUUGAUUCUAGUUGUAAAAAAUUUAGAAGUCUGACUUCUAAAUGUGGGUUUUUCCUCUAGCCUAAUUAUGUUAACACCUCAUCCCUUAGGUCUGUUCUGCUACGUGUGUCCACUUGAGUUUUCUUGCAGCAUGACCCUUUUAUAAAUACAAUUUCUCCUUGGACACUGGGAUGUUUAUAUAUAUGUAUAUCUUAAACAUUUCCUUGGGGUAAAAAAUGAAAUAUUUCUACUUUUAAAACCAUAUUCCUGAGCCAGUAUAGUAAUCAGUAGUUUUGUCUUUUGGAAAUUAGGAUUAAAGAGAGAAAUAAGGUUUACUGUUGUAUUAAUAACAUGCUGUAAGAGUUGUUGGCUAGGUCCAUUCUCCCUCUUAUUUUUUUUAAUUGGGUAAGAUACCCAAUAUAAAAAUAGUCAAUAUUUGACAACAUGGACUUACCAAGUUAAAAGAGAAUACUAUGAAUGUAUUCCUAUUUUUUCUAUACUGAAUAAACAAUGUAACAGAUACAAUGUAAAUAAAAGUGGUAUGACUAGUACUUGGUUUUCCUUGUGUGUUAUACAAAAUACUUUAUAACUUACCAAAGCAGUAGUAGUAUUUCCUAUUUAUUAUAUUUACAUUCUGUUAUUUCCAAGAACUACUAUGCAGUUUAUUUCAGUCUAAAGUCAUCUCUUGAUCACAGCAACCUCAGUAGUCACUCAAGAGUGUGUUCUGACAAUACUGUGCUCCCAAUGUGUAUUCUAGUGUAACGUGGGAGCACUGCCAUUAAUAUUAUCUUUAAGUGUGAAGGCUGGUUCCUUUAUGGAAAUGUUCAGGUAUCCCUGUGUGGAACAUGAUAGAACAAUGUAGUUUAAUUGAGCGAUGACAGAUGUCCAGAAUGUAAUUUGAGGCUAUUGUGAAGAACCAGCUAAGUCACCUAACACUCUAAUGAAAAUUGUUGAAAGUUACUUUUUAGUUGUUAGCUAUUCUUCCAAAUAUUGUUAAACAGCAAAUACUGAUGAAUUCUUUUCUGCAAGCUUUUAAGGAGUUUUCUGAUUCCAUAAAAACUGUAGUACUAAAGGACAGAAAAACAGUUUCCAUGAAUUAAAACACUUUAUAAAGAAAUCCUCGUCCUGUCCCCACACUGCACCUUCUAUAUGAGUAGACCCGUGCAACUGUAGAGAGCAGCCAGCAGCGUAGCCCCAGGACUGGGUGAGGGUGAGCAUAACUGCUGAGAAAGCAGUCUCGUACCAGCAGGACAUUGUUUCUCUAAGUGGUAAUUAAAGUGUAAGCUACAAGGCAAACACUGCUAGCACAAUUAGGCCCCACUGUUGAAUAAAGAAAGGAAAAUGUCAUUGACAGAUUUAAAAACAU
Molecule: messenger RNA, 2684 nt
Organism: Chionomys nivalis (European snow vole)
Lineage: Eukaryota; Metazoa; Chordata; Mammalia; Rodentia; Cricetidae
Gene: Tmem165
Product: transmembrane protein 165
Exons: 6
Coding region: 224-1189 (321 amino acids)
Biological process (GO): Golgi calcium ion homeostasis; Golgi calcium ion transport; calcium ion transmembrane transport
Cellular component (GO): Golgi apparatus
Molecular function (GO): manganese ion transmembrane transporter activity; calcium ion transmembrane transporter activity
Source: RefSeq, a predicted model, not a curated record